This is a messenger RNA of Botrytis fragariae, 276 nucleotides long. RefSeq lists its product as uncharacterized. Lineage: Eukaryota; Fungi; Ascomycota; Leotiomycetes; Helotiales; Sclerotiniaceae. The transcript has a single exon. The record is from RefSeq and is a predicted model, not a curated record. Bases 1 to 276 code for a protein of 91 amino acids.
AUGUCUUCUGUCCAUCUUGAUACCACGCUGGAAGAGCUCUACGGACUUGACAGAGAAGAUCUCCGCGAAAUCUAUCUCUCUUACACAAUUCCAACAGCCACGCUUCAAACGACACUGGGCAUAUCUAUCUUUAAAAAAAAUGUCUAUCAAGAUACUCUAGCCCCUAAAGACCUCGAAAUUCAAGCGAGAAUCUUCACCCGAAUGGUUCCGCUACUCUUCAGUCUCAUCGCAGGGAACUUAAAUAUCAUCAUGUUUGAUUUAGACGCUCCCGAAUAG